AGGUUUCUGAUGGGAUAUAAACUUUCCAGCUCUCUGCUCUAGACCUGGGUGCUUGCGUGAUAUGUUAAUAUUGCAAGGCUAGUCAGCUAUUUUUUAUUGUAACGUGUGGGAUCAUAUCUAAUACUAGGAUUCACGAUGUCGGCGAUCUUCAAGAAGGCCAACACGGCCGUCAUCACCGGCGGAGCGUCGGGUAUCGGGCUUGCGCUCGCGCAGAAGUGUGUUGGUUACGGCAUGAGGGUGCUCGUGGCUGAUUGGGAUGCCUGGGGUCUGGACGUCGCGAAGCAGAGUCUAGGGGAGACGGCGACGACGAUGCAUGUCGAUGUUAGCAAGACAGAGGACUGGGCGCAGAUUAAGAGCGCUGUUGUCAAGGAUUUCGGCGGCCAAAUCAACUUCCUAGCCCUAAACGCCGGCGUCGGCGCCCGAACCGCCUUCGACGGCCCGGAAGCGGACAUCGCGAGCUUCCGGAAAGUCCUCGAUGUUAACUUCUUCGGCGUCGUAAACGGCAUCACUGCGCUGCUCCCCUUAAUCAAGGAGAAGACCGCCGCUGCUUCCUCCCUCGAGUCCGCUAUUGUCAUCACGGGCUCAAAACAGGGUAUCACUAACCCCCCCGGAAACCCAGCAUACAACGCCAGCAAAGCCGCCGUGAAGUCGCUCGCGGAGCAGCUGAGCUACGACCUCCGCGCAAACAAAGGCGUAGGGGUUCAUCUGCUCGUCCCGGGGUGGACGUGGACGGGAUUGGCUGGCGCGUCGGGCGACAAGGCGAAGCCGGAUGCGCCGUGGACGCCGGAGCAGGUGGCGAAUUACUUGGAGGCAAAGAUGGAAGAGGGGAAGUUCUGGGUCUUGUGUCCUGAUAACGAGGUUACGGAGGAGGUGGAUCGUAAGAGGAUGUUGUGGAGCGCACAGGAUGCGCCGACGGGGAGACCGCCGCUAAGUCGGUGGAGGGAGGAGUAUAAGGCGGAGUUUGGGAAGUUUAUGGAGGGUGGUGCGUGAGGUGGUGGUGUGUAGGUGAUGAAUAGGGUUAUGACGGUAUAUUUGUGGUUCUAUAUCAACUUCAGGAUGAGAAACCACAACACAUAUAAUACAGAACCGACAGGCACCUCAACCGCAGACACAAGCCCAACGUUUUGCAGACGGGGAAUAUAUGAUUUCGUUUCAUUGCGAAGUUAGAGCUCUU
Annulohypoxylon maeteangense is the source of this 1174-nucleotide messenger RNA. RefSeq names its product NAD(P)-binding protein. The coding region runs from base 136 to 990 and encodes 284 amino acids. Lineage: Eukaryota; Fungi; Ascomycota; Sordariomycetes; Xylariales; Hypoxylaceae. Gene Ontology annotation, molecular function: oxidoreductase activity, acting on NAD(P)H, oxygen as acceptor. The transcript is spliced from 2 exons. Gene Ontology annotation, cellular component: intracellular anatomical structure. The record is from RefSeq and is a predicted model, not a curated record.